ACCUUCCAUCCACUCCCAGAAUGUCUGGAUAUUUGACUGGGUUGCCCACGGAGCUCCUACUGCUCAUAUCUCGCGAUUUGUCGGAUGGAUCGCUGGGAUCGCUCGCGAUAAGCUGUCGUGGGCUGAAUUUAGUCCUCCAGUCCGAUCUGGACGCCCGCCUUACUCCCACUGUCGCAAAGGAAAUCUUGUUGCCCGCGUGCGCCUCUGGGAAGUUCAAUACAGUGCUCAAGGUUAUCUCCCCGCCAUACAAUGUGUCGGCGACUCUGCCGGUGAUUCUGCCCUCGGGCCGCGUCAACACUCCGCUGCAGGAGGCCGUGACCCAUUGCCAUCGCGAUGUAGCUGAGAUCCUCCUGUCGCAUGGCGCGGAUCCCAAUUAUCGUUGCGAGUACUACCAGAACGAGCCGCUGGCAUUCCUCGCCGCGUACAACCAAGAUUGGGACACGAUGCAUCUGCUGUUAGACCACGGGGUGGACAUCAACGCCGAAUACUUCUUCAACGGCUUACCCGAGACGCUCAUCCACUCCGCCUGCAAUGUCGGGGAUCUUGAGAAAGCCCAGAUAUUCGUGGCAUGCGGAGCUAAUAUCGAGCAGCAGGGGAUCUACGGCGACGCGCUUUGUCAUGCAGUCAAGGGCCGCCACCCGGCGGUCGUCGCGUUCCUGCUCGGCGCAGGCGCGAACCCCAAUGCCCGAGCGAAUCUAGUCACGGGGUGGCUGCCUGCAACGCCGCCGGGACCCACGACCGGGCCGGUCCUCUUGCUGGCGCUCGACCUCGCGAUACCCGGGAACUUGUGGGAUUGUCAGUCGGAGUUUGACUAUCCGUGGAGAGGGGUGUCUUUCACUCCGUGGAGAGGGAUGCCUCUCGAUCCAGCCCAGCGGGAUGUGAUCGCGCUACUCCUUGCCUUUGGCGCAGAGACAGAUUCGACUUGGACGGUGAUCCGGAAUCACCUACAUGUGUUGGCCGAGAGCGCAGGGCAGCGGGAUGAGGAUAUGUAUGUCAAGGAGAUCGAGGAUAUGCUUCAUGAAGCACAGAAAGUUAGCUCCCAUGUCCGUGAGCAAUACGCCCUCUGAUGCACUCGUUCCGUUUUUUCUCCAUCGUCAUCUAAAUGAAGUAGUACUACGAAAUCAAAAUCAAAAGCUGUCGCUUUGCUCGCAAUCAGAGAUCCGAUGAUUGGACUACUGUUGAAAGUAAUGAGAGGUGAAGCUCUCUUGCAAAAUGAGCCCCACUGGACGGAGUACCUACGUAAAAUCUAAACAAUCCUGGUCGC
Messenger RNA from Mycena citricolor, 1264 nucleotides. The record is from the annotation of a GenBank genome assembly. NCBI's taxonomy places the organism in Eukaryota, Fungi, Basidiomycota, Agaricomycetes, Agaricales, Mycenaceae.